AAAACCCAAUUUCUCCGAGGUCACAACUCGAAAAAACCCAGAGAGAGCUUGCGAAGAAGAAGAAGAACCUUUUAUAUAGUUCUCUCCAUUUUCGUAUGAUUCGCGACUCAUCCUCAUCAUACCAUUCCUUUUUCAAUUCAAUUUCUCAUUUUUUAUUUUUUUCUAUUUUAAUCUCUCUCUCUCUCUCUCUCUCUCUCUCUCUCUCUCUCUCUCAUACACCUGUUGAAAUCUGUAACAGCGAGAGCUAAAUGUUGAUUGGUUAGAUGAGAAUUUGAGAUUGCUCAAGUUUCGAUUUCACGAUGGACAACGGGCACGAGGAGAGACUCGUCGAGAAGUUCUCAGGAGUGGGUCUCAGAGAAUCUUCCAAUGAAAACGAUAGCUUGUUCCAGGUCAUCAAAGCUGUUGAAGCUGCCGAAGCCACAAUCAAGCAACAGGUGGAGGAGAAUAACCUCUUAAAGUCUGAACUUCAGAGAAGAUAUCUCGAGCUUGCCAAAUAUAAAUCAGGUGAAACCACGCCCCAAGCAUCUCACUCCGCUGGAUCUUCUCCGUUGCACCAGUCAGUUGAUCGGAGGAAGGGCGUGGUCAGUGCUCCAGGUGCUGGUUCAUCAGGUAUGCUAGUUGUUCACCAGCCUAAUGGAGAGGAAGCUACUGUGAGUAAUCGUUUUGAAGACCGUUCUGAUGGAAUCGUGACUAAUGGCAUCGCAAGGGGAGCCUCUCAGUUGUCUUCUACGCCGUCUACAAUAUCACUAUCUCCUAUGAGAUUGGAAGGAGAACGUGACUCGCACAUCGUUUCGUCUACUCAUGAGUUGAUGCCAGUAGGUGAAGUAAAUAAUUCGGGGAGUGCAUGGAAGCAGGAGCUUAUUCACAAGGUCAACGAACAGGAACAAGAGAUUGUGCGGUUACGAAAAUAUCUUGCUGACUAUGCUGUCAAGGAAGCUCAAACACGCAAUGAGAAAUAUGUCUUGGAAAAGCGUAUUGCGCACAUGCGAGUGGCAUUUGAUCAACAACAACAGGACCUUGUUGAUGCUGCAUCAAAAGCACUCUCUUAUAGGCAAGAGAUUAUUGAGGAAAAUAUUCGCCUGACAUAUGCCUUACAGGCUGCAGAACAGGAGAGAUCUACAUUUGUAUCGUACUUGUUACGUCUUCUAUCUGAAUAUUCGCUGCAUCCACAGAUCUCUGAUUCUCAGUCUAUUGUUAGCAAUGUCAAGGUUCUGUUUAGGCAUCUGCAGGAGAAGCUUCUUUUGACUGAGACAAAGCUAAAGGAGACAGAGUACCAAUUAGCACCGUGGCAGUCGGAUGUAAACCACUCAAAUGCUUCGCCUUUGUCACCAUAUCAUCCUGUUGGUGCUUCUUUGAGAUACUCAACAGAUCAAGAACAGUAUCACCAAGAUGGGCGUGGUGUACCAGCGGCGAGUAAUUACCAUCUUGAUGGUCCUGAGAGUAGAUCACCAGCCUUUCAGAUGCCUUUGCAACCAGCUUUUAAUCAAGAUGAAUCUAAUGGACCAAAUAACCGUGUUCAGUUUCGUGAGCCUCUCAGCAAUACAUUUAUGGACGAUCCAUAUGCAGAAGUACAAGCAGAUACAAAUCAAACUUCGGAAAAUGCGAAUUAUGCAGCUGGGUUUGAUGAGCCAAGCCCCUCAAAUUACCCCAAUUUGCCCCCAGUUCUUGAAGAGCCAACUUCAUCUUUUUCUGAGGCUGCAGAUGAUGAUCCGUUGCCAGGGAUAGCAGACCUACAGAUAUCAGGAGAACCUUUUCCUGGACGAGAGCUUCUGGCUUCUGGACACUCCAUCCAUGGAACGACAAAAUGUAAUUUUGAGUGGGUGCGGCAUCUGGAAGAUGGCUCAGUGAAUUACAUUGAAGGAGCAAAGAAGCCAAAUUAUCUUGUUACUGCCGAUGAUGUUGAUUUAUAUCUUGCUAUUGAAGUUCACCCCUUGGACGACAAGAAUCGCAAGGGGGGGCUUGUGAAGGUCUUUGCCAAUGAGAAUUGCAAGAUUACAUGUCAUCCAGAGAUGCAGAGUCAUAUAGAGAAGAAUCUUCAUAACAGCCAUGCAUCGUUCAAGGUUUACUAUGCGAUUGGUUAUAUGGAUAUAUGGGAAGCAGCUACUUUGUCUAUCAAGAAAGAAGGCUAUAGCAUCAAACCAAGUAACGAUCCUGUAAUUACAGAAAAGUUCUCCUCUUCUACCACUGUUGCGAUUCCCUUUGAACAGCCUGCGGAUUUUGUGAUUAUUGGUAGUGAUGGCGUGGAGCAUCUCUUUCGGGUGCAUAAUGAUGCAACGGAUUUUAGCUGCUCAAGAGACACAAUUGUGCUCACCCUCAGAUUAUUUAUUAAGAAGGCUCUGCAGAGAAAGAAGGGCAAGAAAAAAGGAUUUUUGUUUAACAAAUGAGUUUUUGGUAAAUAAAAUAUUGUUGGCUCUUUUUCUCUGACAAUAUUAGAGAUAGUCCUUGACUGAUUGUGAAAUGUUAUGCAAGUCUUGAUGUAGUAGCUGAUUAAAAAAAACAAUUCAAUCAAUUUCAGUACAGAAGAAAAAUGAGCAAAAAAUAAUAA
Brassica oleracea var. oleracea is the source of this 2545-nucleotide messenger RNA. RefSeq lists its product as uncharacterized. The transcript is spliced from 21 exons. The coding region runs from base 300 to 2384 and encodes 694 amino acids. The record is from RefSeq and is a predicted model, not a curated record. Lineage: Eukaryota; Viridiplantae; Streptophyta; Magnoliopsida; Brassicales; Brassicaceae. Gene Ontology annotation, cellular component: plasma membrane.